AUGAAAACCAUCGUGUCAUCGCAGAAGGUUAUGAUUCCCGAGGGAGUCCAAGUGGCCAUAAACUCAAGGAAAGUGACUGUAACAGGAAAACACGGAACGCUGAAAAAAUCCUUCCGACAUCUACCCAUCGAUAUUCGUCUGAAUAAGUUGAAAAAGUAUAUCAAGGUGGUGAUGUGGUUCGGAGUUCCCGACCGAUUGGCAUGCAUUCGAACCGUAUGUACCCAUUUGAAAAAUAUGUUCACAGGAGUAACCAAGAAAUUUCUGUAUAAAAUGAGACUCGUACAUGCACAUUUUCCAAUCAACUCGAAUAUUGUGGAUAACAACAAGUCUAUCGAGAUAAGGAAUUAUUUAGGAGAAAAACGGGUUCGAUUUGUGAAGGCUCUACCUGGUGUAAUCAUUGAGAAAUCGCCAAAUGUCAAGGAUGAAAUUUAUGUUAGUGGUGCUGAUAUUGAGAACGUUUCCCUCACAGCAGCGUUAAUUCAUCAAUCCGUUUUAUGUAGAAAUAAAGAUAUUCGAAAAUUUUUGGACGGAAUUUAUGUGUCGGAGGUGACUACUGUUGAGAAGGACGAGUAG
Molecule: messenger RNA, 573 nt
Organism: Plasmodium knowlesi strain H
Lineage: Eukaryota; Apicomplexa; Aconoidasida; Haemosporida; Plasmodiidae
Product: ribosomal L6-like protein
Exons: 2
Coding region: 1-573 (190 amino acids)
Biological process (GO): cytoplasmic translation
Cellular component (GO): ribosome; cytosolic large ribosomal subunit
Molecular function (GO): rRNA binding; structural constituent of ribosome
Source: RefSeq, a predicted model, not a curated record